AUGUCAGUGUUGACUCUGCUUCUCUUCGCUCUACUGACAGCUGAAGGAGACUCAAAGUGUCGGUUGUACGGCUCUGAGAAUCCGCCAGAGCUGUUCCAGGACGGUGACCUUGUUAUCGGAGGGAUCUUCUCAUUCCGUACGGGGCAGGACUACACCGUUAAUACGUUUGAAAGUUUUCCAGAAAUGCGGAAAUGCAAAAACUUUAAUUUCAGAGAAUUCAAGUUUGCUCAAACCGUGAUAUUCGCCAUAAACCAGAUCAACGCCAACCCUGACAUCCUCCCGAACAUCAAGCUUGGCUACAAAAUCUACGACAGCUGUGGAACUAUGGACAUCUCACGCGCGGCUUUGGCUCUGGUGAGUGGACAGAAGGCGGAAAUCCUCGAUGGGAAUUGCACCAACAGCCAGUCAGUCCAGGCGAUCCUGGGACACUCAGGAUCUCGUCCGACCAUCGCAUUUGCCCGAGUGGUUGGUCUUUUCCGCGUGCCAGUGAUCAGCCACUUUGCCACGUGUGCCUGCCUCAGCAACAGGAAAGAGUACCCGACUUUUUUCCGAACUAUCCCAAGUGACUACUACCAGAGCCGUGCCCUGGCAAAGCUGGUCCGGCACUUUGGUUGGACCUGGAUUGGAGCCAUCGCUGUGAGAAAUGUAUACGGCUUCAACGGCAUUUCUGCAUUCAUCCAAGCUGCAGAGGAUUACGGAGUCUGUGUCGAGUAUUCAGAAGCCUUUUCCUCCUCAGACCCGCCCGAUGAGUUGAAUAGAAUAGUGACAGUCAUCAAAAAAGCCACCUCUAAAGUCAUCGUGGCUUUUGUGUCUCACAGAGAGAUUAAAUUGCUGGCAGAUGAGCUGUACAGACAGAACAUCACUGGGCUGCAGUGGCUCGGAAGUGACGCCUGGAUCACAGAUCACUCUCUCACUGACAUCCAGGGCCAAAGCGUCCUGUUGGGAUCUCUCGGGUUCACAGUCAGCAAGGCUGAAAUCCCAGGGCUGGGAGAAUACCUGAGGCAGCUCCACCCGACUCAAUUUCCCGAGAGUCGGUUUGUGCGGGAUUUCUGGGAGGAAGUGUUCGACUGCUCUCUCAAUGGAUCAGAGGGCAAGAGGCCGUGCGACGGCUCGGAGACUUUACACAGUGUCCACUCGCAGUUCACUGACGUGUCAGAGCUGAGAUUCACCAACAACGUCUAUAAAUCAGUCUACUCUGUAGCUCACGCUCUCGACAAUCUACUCAACUGCGAGGAAGGCAGUGGGCCUUUUCCCAACGGGAGCUGUGCUGAUCGUAAACACAUCCAGCCCUGGCAGGUGCUGCACUAUCUGAGCACGGUCAACUUCACCACCCGGGCUGGAGAGAGGGUUUACUUUGACAGCAACGGUGACUCUCCGGCCAGAUAUGAGUUAGUUAACGUACAGACGACGGACAGAGGAAUCAUGGCGGGAACAACAGUCGGCAUUUACGACGCUUCCCUGCCGGAGGGUCAACAGUUCAUCAUGAAUGAAAAACCUGUCACGUGGGGUGGUGGUCACUCGGAGAUACCCUUGUCAGUCUGCAGUCAGAGCUGUCCUCCUGGGACCCAGAAGGUCCUCCAGAAAGGAAGACCUGUCUGCUGCUACGAUUGCAUCCUCUGCCCGGCAGGAGAGAUCAGUAAUGUGACCGAUUCCAUAAUCUGCCUGAAGUGCCCUGCAAGGUUCUGGUCCAACACACAAAGAGACACCUGCGUCCUGAAAGAAGUGGAAUUUCUAUCCUACAAAGAAAUUCUUGGUGGUCUUUUAGUCUUGUUUUCCCUCCUGGGAGUUUUUCUGACAAUGAUUGUCACGCUGGUGUUUUACUGCCACAAAGAGACUCCGUUGGUACGGGCCAACAACUCUGAGCUGAGCUUCCUCCUGCUCUUCUCGCUCAACCUGUGCUUCCUGUGCUCCCUCACCUUCAUCGGGCGGCCCAGUUCGUGGUCGUGCAUGCUGCGUCACACUGCGUUCGGCAUUACUUUCGUGCUCUGUAUCUCAUGCGUGUUGGGGAAAACCCUCGUGGUGUUGAUGGCGUUCAGAGCCACACUUCCAGGCAGCAAAAUGAUGAAAUGGUUCGGGCCUGUUCAGCAGAGAAUCAGUGUUGUUGCUUUCACUCUUGUCCAAGUCGUGACCUGCAUCCUCUGGCUCAGCAUCAACCCUCCAUUUCCCUCCGAGAACAUGCUGCUGUACAACGAUCGAAUCAUCCUGGAGUGUGAUCUGGGUUCGGCGGUGGGCUUCUGGGCUGUGCUCGGGUACAUCGGACUUCUGGCCCUGCUGUGUUUCGUGAUCGCCUUCUUGGCAAGAAAGCUGCCGGACAAUUUCAACGAGGCCAAGUUCAUCACCUUCAGCAUGCUGAUAUUCUGCGCCGUCUGGAUCACCUUCAUCCCGGCGUACGUCAGCUCCCCCGGGAAGUUCACCGUGGCCGUGGAGAUUUUCGCCAUCCUGGCUUCCACUUACGGACUUCUGUUCUGUAUAUUUUUACCCAAAUGCUUCAUCAUUUUGUUUAAACCCGAACUCAACACGAAGAAACAUAUCAUGGGGAAAUCGGCUAACACUGAAGUACGUUACUGA
This is a messenger RNA of Synchiropus splendidus (mandarinfish), 2568 nucleotides long. Its product is annotated as extracellular calcium-sensing receptor-like. NCBI's taxonomy places the organism in Eukaryota, Metazoa, Chordata, Actinopteri, Syngnathiformes, Callionymidae. Gene Ontology annotation, cellular component: membrane. Gene Ontology annotation, biological process: G protein-coupled receptor signaling pathway. Gene Ontology annotation, molecular function: G protein-coupled receptor activity. The record is from RefSeq and is a predicted model, not a curated record. Bases 1 to 2568 code for a protein of 855 amino acids. The transcript has 6 exons.